AUGACGUUCGACUUCUGUUCAACUAAAGAUCUCCAUGGACAAACGAGUACGACCCUCCACUUGCCGAUGGGCACAUGCCAACGAAUAAGCUGCGAACGCUCAAGAUUGAGGCGAAUGCCACUUUUGAGGCAUAUCGUGAUUUUGGAGCAAGACUGCCCGGUGACUGAGAGCAACACUCAUCUUGUUAACAUUGAGCCAAUGAUUGAAGAGCAAGAGUCGAAGAUGCGGCACACACUCAAUGAGAUCUACUUUGGAAAGACCAAACAGGUUCUCGGCGAUUUGAGGACAAUCGAGAGUGCGAUUGAAUUGAAGAAUCGCGAGAACAGCAUGCAAGAAAUCAAAUCGGUCUCUUCAGAAACAAUCUCUUCAGCGAAAGUCAACACCUGGUCGACGGCAUCGAAUUUC
This is a messenger RNA of Mesorhabditis belari, 405 nucleotides long. NCBI's taxonomy places the organism in Eukaryota, Metazoa, Nematoda, Chromadorea, Rhabditida, Rhabditidae. The record is from the annotation of a GenBank genome assembly.